Molecule: messenger RNA, 3590 nt
Organism: Aedes aegypti (yellow fever mosquito)
Lineage: Eukaryota; Metazoa; Arthropoda; Insecta; Diptera; Culicidae
Gene: Ir25a
Product: ionotropic receptor 25a
Exons: 10
Coding region: 40-2904 (954 amino acids)
Biological process (GO): monoatomic ion transport; synaptic transmission, glutamatergic; modulation of chemical synaptic transmission
Cellular component (GO): plasma membrane; postsynaptic membrane
Molecular function (GO): transmitter-gated monoatomic ion channel activity involved in regulation of postsynaptic membrane potential; glutamate-gated receptor activity
Source: RefSeq, a predicted model, not a curated record
UUCAUUUCUUUCAGAGCCAUUCAGUGAACCAGACGCAUAAUGUUCAGAUUGCCAAAAUUUAUUUGUUUUUCAUUUUGUGGUAUACAUUGGCAUACUUUUUCUGUGAUAUUAUUUUAUCUAACUUCUCUGAACAGUCCUAUUAGAGGCCAGACAACACAAAACAUCAAUGUUCUGUUUGUGAACGAAGUGGGUAAUGAUUUGGCGCAAGUUGCUGUAGAUGUUGCGCUGAACUAUAUAAGAAAGAACCCAAGCCUCGGACUUUCAGUUGAGCUACUAACCGUCGAAGGAAACCGUACUGACAGCAAAGGGCUGUUGGAGUCGUUGUGCUCAAAGUACACUGAAGCGAUCAACACCAAUCGGCCACCCCACGUAAUAUUUGACACUACUCUUACGGGCGUUUCUUCGGAAACGGUGAAAUCCAUUAGUGCUGCGCUAGGAAUUCCUACGGUUUCCGCAUCAACCGGCCAAGAAGGCGACUUGAGGCAAUGGCGAUCUCUAUCAAACGUAAAAAGCAACUAUCUGUUGCAGGUUAUGCCUCCAACGGAUAUCAUUCCAGAGGUCAUACGAGCCAUCGUUACUUACAUGAAUAUCACAAACGCCGCAAUACUUUACGACGAAUCGUUUGUCAUGGAUCAUAAGUACAAGGCAUUGCUUCAGAAUUUCCCAACUCGACAUGUGAUAACGGCGAUCGGAAAUGAUCGCGACAGAGCCGAGCAAAUUGAAAAGCUUCGAAAUCUAGACAUUAACAACUUUUUCAUAUUGGGAUCGUUCGCUUCGAUAAAGAAAGUUCUGGAAUCUGCCAAGAGAGAAUUUUUCGAAAGAAACUUUGCGUGGCAUGCCAUAACCCAAUACCAAGGGGAGUUGUCCAGUAAUAUUGAGAAUGCAACUAUAAUGUUGCUGCGGCCCGUAUCGGACAGUAAAAGCAAAGAUCGCUUAGGAGUUAUUAGAACAACUUACAACAUGAAACAGGAACCGCAAAUAACAACGGUGUUUUAUUUUGAUUUGGCGCUUCGUACUUUUCUUGCCAUCAAGAACAUUCUACAAGUUGGUGCCUGGCCUCCAAACAUGAAAUAUCUGACUUGCGACGAGUACGACGGUACCAAUUCGCCAAAUCACACCAUCGAUUUGAAGUCCGCUUUCAUAGAGGUCACCGAACCCACAACGUAUGGGCCGUUUGAAUUUCCGAAAGGUAAAACCCCCUUUAACGGGCACAGUUUCAUGAAGUUCGAUAUGGAUAUUAGCGCUGUCACGAUAAGAGGCGGAGCUUCCGUCAGCACUAAGAAUCUGGGCAAAUGGGAAGCCAGUUUGGACAAUGCUCUAUACGUGACAAGUGAGGAUGAUAUGAAAAAUUUGACGGCCGACAUUGUGUAUCGAGUUUAUACUGUGGUGCAAGAACCAUUCAUUAUACGAGAUCCAACUGCUCCCAAAGGUUUCAAAGGUUAUUGUAUCGACUUGUUGGAUGAAAUUGCAAAAAUUGUUAAGUUCGAUUAUGAAAUCAAGGAAGUUGAAGAUGGCAAGUUUGGAAACAUGAACGAAAAAGGUGAAUGGAACGGUAUCGUACGCAAAUUGAUCGACAAGCAAGCCGAUAUCGGUUUAGGAUCGAUGUCCGUGAUGGCCGAGCGGGAAACUGUAAUUGAUUUCACGGUGCCAUAUUACGAUUUGGUUGGAAUAUCAAUCAUGAUGCUGCUGCCCAGUACACCGAGUUCGCUGUUCAAAUUUUUGACCGUGUUGGAGACGAAUGUGUGGCUUUGUAUUCUCGCAGCGUAUUUCUUCACUAGUUUUCUCAUGUGGAUUUUUGAUCGGUACAGUCCUUACAGUUACCAGAACAAUCGUGAAAAGUACAAGAAUGAUGAUGAAAAACGAGAGUUCAACAUUAAGGAAUGCCUAUGGUUUUGUAUGACUUCGUUAACGCCGCAAGGAGGUGGUGAAGCUCCGAAAAAUUUAUCCGGACGGCUGGUGGCGGCAACGUGGUGGUUGUUUGGAUUCAUCAUCAUUGCAUCGUACACUGCUAACUUGGCUGCUUUCCUGACCGUAUCGCGAUUGGACACUCCCGUGGAAUCGUUGGACGAUCUUUCGAAGCAGUAUAAAAUUUUGUACGCCCCUUUGAACGGAUCUUCGGCUAUGACUUAUUUCCAGCGAAUGGCGGAUAUCGAAGCCCGUUUCUAUGAAAUUUGGAAAGAGAUGUCGCUGAAUGAUUCUCUCACACCCGUGGAGCGCUCGAAGCUGGCGGUUUGGGACUAUCCCGUCAGUGAUAAGUAUACGAAAAUGUGGCAAGCAAUGCAGGAAGCUGGACUCCCAAAUAGUUUGGAUGAAGCGGUCGAGCGUAUUAGGAACUCCACAUCGGCCACUGGUUUCGCUUUUCUGGGCGAUGCUACUGAUAUACGAUACAAAGUACUUACAAACUGUGAUCUACAGAUGGUCGGCGAAGAAUUUUCUCGCAAACCGUAUGCCAUUGCAGUACAGCAAGGAUCGCCGUUGAAAGAUCAAUUCAACAAUGCCAUCUUGAUGCUUCUCAACAAACGACAACUUGAAAAACUCAAGGAACAAUGGUGGAAAAAUGAUGACAUUCAAAGCAAAUGUGAAAAACCGGACGACCAAUCCGAUGGUAUUUCGAUUCAGAACAUUGGAGGUGUCUUCAUAGUGAUCUUCGUCGGCAUUGGAAUGGCGUGCAUUACGCUGGUCUUUGAAUUCUGGUACUACAAAUACCGCAAAAACGUAAAGAUCAUUGAUGUCGCCGAGGCUACGGAAGAUAAACUGGCUCAGAAGACGUCCAAUUUGAGGUUGCCAAAUUUGAAGAACGAAUUUGGCGCUAUGGGCCAAAUAAAGGAUGACAGUCAGAAAACGCAAUCCAUACGGACACGCACACAAACGAUAGACGCCAACAACUUUAAAUCUCGUUUUUAAGAUACUGAAGUUCAUUUUUUGAGUAGUAACGUGUUGUUUGAAAUUACCCAAUAGAGAAGAAACAUAUUUUUGUCUAUCGCAUAUUAACAGGUUCCACUUGAAUUUUUAGAUUUCUUCAAUUAUUUUUUUUGUUUCAAAAUCAGAAGAAAUAUGAAAAUUGGACUGGAUCAGUUCUUCUUUCUCGACUCGUAUUUUUUUCUUCUCGAGAAAAUUGGAACACUAUGGAAAAACGCUUAAGAUCUCUAUUCUACCCUAUUUUAACUAGUACAAUAAACAUCUUGGCUACAUUAAAUUUAUUCUGUGGAUAAAUCUGAACACACAUUUUCUACAUCGAUUUAUACUAGGAUUCAGACCCACAGAGUAAUAGAAAUACAACCCUGUGGAAUUCGCAUUGUAACGUAAAGCUAGUGGGCUACAAUCAAAGUGUAGUCGUAAAAGGCCUUUUUCGAAAAUUUUUGAAUUGUAUAAAAGUUCUCGCAAAAGAUCUAAUAUCUAGUAUCCCACACAGGAUGCGAUGCAUGGAAUUCCAACAACAGCAAAACAAAAACGCGUAUCGAAUUUAAGAUACGAGGGGUAGUAACGUGUUGUUAUAUCAUUCUUGAUAUAAUCGUUAUUUUGAGAGUAGUAACGUGUUAGUAGGAUUGGUUAUGUAAUUUUAAUACAGUAGCUAGUAAGAUCAUCCCAAA